Hydra vulgaris (swiftwater hydra) is the source of this 1119-nucleotide messenger RNA. RefSeq names its product N-alpha-acetyltransferase 30. Gene Ontology annotation, biological process: N-terminal peptidyl-methionine acetylation. Gene Ontology annotation, molecular function: protein-N-terminal amino-acid acetyltransferase activity. Gene Ontology annotation, cellular component: NatC complex. NCBI's taxonomy places the organism in Eukaryota, Metazoa, Cnidaria, Hydrozoa, Anthoathecata, Hydridae. The record is from RefSeq and is a predicted model, not a curated record.
AUUUCCUUUACACUCAUACUAUGAUUAUCAACAAUAUUGAAACAAUGUCCCAUGAUAUUACUCAUAGUUGUAGUGAUAGUUUAGUAAAUAUGCAUGAAAAAAUUGUUAUAAAUAAAGAAGUCCAUGUUGAUAGAAUUACUGAAAAUGAUAUUUCUAAAGGAGGCACUAGUUUAUCAGGGGAUAAAAUCUUAGACACCAAUCAAAGAAACAUUAUUAAUGAACCAUUGCAAAUGAUGACAUUAGGUAGUAACAAUAGUUUUUUUAUGACUUCCAAAGUUUUACCAGAAGAAGGAAUUUAUAGAUCAAAGGAGCUUCCUCAAUUUUUACAAGAUUCAUUAUCGGAGUCACUAUCAAAAAUAAACAUUUGUGACAACGGGGAUCAAAAGACUAUUAACUUUGUGGAUUAUCAUUCAGAAGAAUGUUUACCCGAUUUGACAGCACUGAUAACCAAAGAUCUAUCUGAACCUUAUUCUAUAUAUACAUACAGAUAUUUUCUGCAUAAUUGGCCACAGUUGUCUUUUUUGGCAUAUUGUGGAAAUUGUUGCGUUGGCGCUAUUGUUUGCAAACUUGAUCAACAUCGAAAAGAUGUGUGGAGAGGUUAUAUUGCAAUGCUUGCUGUACAUAAAGAUUAUCGCCGACACAAGAUAGGUAUCAUACAUCUUGAUAAUCAAUGUUCCAAAUUAGUUCAAAAAUCGAUUCGUCGCAUGAUUGAGCAAGGUUGCGAUGAAGUUGUUUUGGAAACUGAAGUGACCAAUACAGGAGCUCUCAAUCUAUAUGAAAAUUUAGGUUUUGUAAGGGAUAAAAGACUCUUACGCUAUUAUUUAAAUGGUGUAGACGCUUGGAGAUUAAAACUAUGGCUCGUUUAAUUGGCUUCAACGGAAAUAAAGGAUUAAUUUUUGUAAAAAAAAGCGUUCUGCUAAAUAAACGUUAAGUUUUCUCAGAAAUGAGAAAAUGAUUAGAGUAGUUUUAUAUCUCAUAACAAAUUUUAGCUCAAAUAUUCAAAGUUACUUUUUUUUUAUAUUACAACAUAUAUUUUUUAUAAAAAAUGUAAAAAAUAUAUUAAUAUAUAAUUUCUUGUAAAUCUAUCGCCUACAAGUAAGAAGAUAUAUCAAUAUAUAA